AUUCCCACUUAUGGUCACUUAUUUUAUUUUAUUUGAACACAAAUAUUGGUACAAGGGGGCACCAAAUAUAUAUGCGCCACACUAAAUCAGAUAUUAAUUGUGUUACUCUUGUGAUUAUUUUAUACCGGGCUUGACUAAUCCUGUACUGUUUAGAACCUAUUUGAUAGGUUCAUUUUGUCAAACCCUAAUGGAACAAGCUUGUGUCAAGUCUUCCCAGCACCGUUUAGAUGACUGGUUAAUUAUCCUCAAAGAACAUCAUAUUUUAAAAUCUCUUGGUGAAGAAAGAGAGGCGUUUGAGAGGAGUUUAGAACUUCCAGCCAUUCCUGAAAUGAUAUUCGAUCAAAAUUCCCUGUCAAUUUGUUUCUGUCAACCAAAUAGUGAACAAAUAUGCAAAAUUGAAUUUAAUGCACUUGAUGCUCUUAAAUUAGUCGAUCCAAAGAAUAUAACUAUAGAAGUACCAUUUGCAAAGGACUGGAGAGAUUCUCGAAUUACUAAUCAAGAAGACAUACUGCCACAUAAACCAUAUGACUGGACUUUCACUACUCCGUAUACAGGCAGUUUAUCUGGUCCCUGGAGUAUAUCUCCCACCUCUGAGGGUUUAGAUAUGGAGUAUCUACGUCGAAAAGAUCCUAUUCGCUUUUUUGUCAAUACAACGCUAUAUGAAGAUGAACUAGGUGAUAAUGGUGUAUCUAUUCUGAAUAUAAAGUUUCGUGCAAUGUCUUCUGGUUUCUUCUUAUUACAACGUUUUUUCUUACGUAUUGAUGGUGGACUAAUACGAGUGUAUGAUACUCGACUACAAUGGCGUCAAAAUGAUAGUUAUUUACUUCGUGAUAUACGCCGAAUGGAAAGUUCAUCUUGGAGAGAAGAUAUGGUUGGAAUCAGUUUAGAAAUAGCAGAUCAACUAUGUGAUACAGUAAUAGAGCAUUAUACAGAAAAACUUGUACCACCAUAUGUAAAUUCACCCUAAAAUUAUCAAUAACUUAUGUAAAUAGUAUUAUGUGUUCAAUUAUUUGUUAUACAAGUUUGUAAAUUAUUGAACAUUAUGUCUAUGCAUUAUAUUUACUUUUCAUAA
Molecule: messenger RNA, 1072 nt
Organism: Schistosoma spindalis
Lineage: Eukaryota; Metazoa; Platyhelminthes; Trematoda; Strigeidida; Schistosomatidae
Source: the annotation of a GenBank genome assembly